UAACCACCACGACCAUCGAAACCCGAAUUUUAGCAUUAUAAAACAUUAGACUUUCCGCUGAGUAAUCUGGUUACGGCAGACUAUGAAUGAAAAAUAAUCGAUGUUAAUUGCCAGACCUGAAAAAUGCAAAGGGAAUGUUGUACAGGAACCUCAAAAUUAUAGUAUUCAACGAAAAAUUAUCGCACAUCGCAAAAAAAAACAACAACAGAUAUUUUAAAUUAAGCACAAAAUAGGCUCAUUUAAAAGCACGUUUAAUUUACAGCAUCCAUCGCAUGAAAUCGGCCUAUUUCAAUUGUCAUACGUCAAAAGGCUUAGCAAUGUGCUUAAUUUGUAUUGGCUUACGUUUUUUAUUCGAUGUUUAGUUUUAUUGGCUAUGAUCUCAAUUCUUUAGGAAUUUUAAUUCAGUGUUAAAUAUUGCGAAACUGGCAGCAAUUCAAUAUUAAAUAUUUAGUUUCUUUCUUGACCAGCAGAAAUUUUUUGAAAAACAGGAAAUACGGGAUUCGUGAAACAACUGGACAGUACUCGGUUGUACUAGAACUUAAUAGAAGUUGUUUAGAUAAAAAAAGAAGUUAAGAAAUUUUUCCUAUGGCAAACCCAUCUUUUCCAUCGUUAGUGCCCCGUGUGGGAGACCCCCACUGGUUCAGUGUCGAUAGGCCUUGUGAUGAUGAAACUGAAUUAACACAACUUGAAAAGGAACAUCAGAGCUGGGUAAGUAUUUAUAUGUGUGCACAUUUUGAUGAAGAAGAUGACGAAGAGGAUGAUGAUAAUGAUGAUGAUGAAAGUGAAAGUAAUGAAGAUGAUGACGAGGAACCAGAUGCUGAUGACAUGAACUUUGACCAAGACUCACCUAUGUUUCAUUAACAAGAGUGGAGUCUUGUGAGUACUUUUGUCUAAUUGAACCUAGACUGUGUGGGUAUUAUCUCAGAAUGAAGCAGCACACUGGUGGUUACAGUAAUAAUACAAGUUUAUUACAAAAGUGAAAAACCUGUACAACAUAUAAAUUCCUUGUGAUUACCAUGUUUUGUUUUUUUUAUAAAAAUUUACAUAUCACAAAUGUAACGUUUAUUGUAAGAAUAUGAUAUUAAAAUCAAAUUACCUAGA
Molecule: messenger RNA, 1101 nt
Organism: Limulus polyphemus (Atlantic horseshoe crab)
Lineage: Eukaryota; Metazoa; Arthropoda; Merostomata; Xiphosura; Limulidae
Product: anaphase-promoting complex subunit 15-like
Exons: 4
Coding region: 586-861 (91 amino acids)
Biological process (GO): regulation of mitotic cell cycle spindle assembly checkpoint
Cellular component (GO): anaphase-promoting complex
Source: RefSeq, a predicted model, not a curated record